AUGCAUUACGAUAACGCUACGAGCUCAGUACAUGCUGCAGUCACGACAAUGCCUCUUGCAAAUGGAUCACAAAAUCCAUGUACAAAGUGCAACAGAAAAAGCGAAAAGAAAGAACAUCCCAAACCGAAUUGCUCCCUCUAUCAACUACUGUGCGCAUUAUGUGCUACUUACCUUCGUGAUAGGUCCGGUAGAUGGAGGUGUAUUUGUAUUAGAGCGAGGCGUACGCGGUCUGAAUGCAGCCAUGCUCUGCGACACUCCAUCGGCCAGAAUGAAUUGCUCUCGCAGUUCGAUGUUGGUGCGACCCUUGGCUGCAUGCGGGCGGCGUCCGAUGUGCGGGUUUGUUAUAGGAUAGGAUUGGAUAGGGUAAAAAAACCGUUCGGUAAAAGGACAGGUGGGUUGGUCGCACCCAUGCCUGCAAAUACACAAAGUAUUCUCGGAACCGUGUGCAAAGAUACAUCUAUAAUGAAAAAUGAUACUACAAAAUGGUUCUACAAUCGAGGCAAAGGCAAAUGUAGGACCGUUGACCUUGGCAAUACUCAUCAUGAUAUGUCUGAACGAGAUAUAGUUUUUGCAUUUCAAAUGCCUAUACCUCGUGAGGGUGAAACUUUCGAUUAUUCGAGAUGGCAACAGAAUUUAAUUGGGGUUUUACAGACAGAUAUUCGAUAUCAUUCACAAAUGGAAGUAAAACCACGCAGUACUAUUACAAUCGAUGCGCGUCUGGCGUACCGAAACAAAGAGGACCCAGACGACGGGUGGAAGUUAUAUACACAGUCUGUUGAAAAGAGGCUUUUAGACUGCGACAUUGAUACUAAAAGUGAAGAUUAUUUGUAUAAUUGUUCUGCAAUUCCUUUGUUUGAACUUGGUUCAUUAUACCAUGACUUCUACCUGUUAAAUAUAAGGUUACCAGUUGAUACUCCUGAUAUGAAUGCACAUAUUGGUCACAUUCAAGAUAUGUGGGUGACUGUUAUUAAUCAAAAUGGAGGGUUUACUAAAGUUUGGCUAUCAUUAAAAACUGUUUUCUUUCCAUGCAUUAUUGCAAUACUAGUUUGGUUUUGGCGGAGAAUUCACAUGUUAGAGAGAAAACCAGUGCUGUUAGAAAAGAUGUUACUCUGUUUGGGAAUAGCAUUAUGCUUUUUAAAUGCACCAAUUGAAUAUCUUACAUUACAAUUCGAUCUGCCCUUUAUGCUCCUUUUAGGGGACAUUAGACAGGGUGUUUUUUAUGCAAUGCUAUUUUCAUUUUGGCUAAUAUUUGCGGGAGAACACAUGUUGAUUCAAGAUUCUUCAUCUCAAAGUUCAUUAAAACAAUAUUGGCGACAUUUAAGUGCUGUUGCAAUGGGAUGCACAUCUCUUUUUAUAUUUGAUAUGUGCGAGAGGGGAAUGCAGCUACGUAAUCCAUUUUAUUCUAUAUGGGUAACUGAUUUAGGCACAAACUUGGCUUUAACUUUCAUAAUACUAGCUGGAAUUUCAACGGGAGUCUAUUUUUUGUUUUUAUGCUAUAUGGUAUGGCAGGUGUUUAUUAAUAUAUCUCACAAACGCCAGAGUUUACCCACAAUGUGCUCUGUGCGACGCCUGCAUUAUGAAGGAAUUAUUUACCGUUUCAAGUUUUUGAUGUUAGCAACAUUGUUGUGCGCUGCUCUCACUGUGAUUGGAUUUGUUUUGGGACAAGUUGCAGAAGGCCAAUGGAAAUGGGAUGACAAUAUUGAACUUGAAUAUACCUCAGCAUUCUUUACUGGUGUCUAUGGAAUGUGGAACAUAUACAUAUUCUCUCUUCUUGUUCUCUAUGCACCGAGUCACAAGCGCUGGCCAGUUAAUGAAAAUACAUCAGACACCCAAAACUUGAGCGAGGAAAUUGAAUUCAGCCGUAUGCCAAAUGAAAGGAGUGAGAUUUCAUCACUGACUUCCUUUAUUAGGAAGACCACUGUUGAC
Molecule: messenger RNA, 1926 nt
Organism: Brenthis ino (lesser marbled fritillary)
Lineage: Eukaryota; Metazoa; Arthropoda; Insecta; Lepidoptera; Nymphalidae
Source: the annotation of a GenBank genome assembly